UCCAAGGGCCCAGUCAAGCAGACCAUGCAAGACUACUUCGUCGCCGUCAGCGACGCGCUCGGAGCGCUGUGGUCUCUCAGCCCGCCCGCUUGGCGAGCGACCCGGGGUCCCGCGUUUUCCCACCACAGCGGCGCGCCGUUUUGCCUCACCGUGGUCUUUGACGGCCACGGCUCCGGCGACCACGCGGCGCGCACCACGCAGGAGAGCGUGCUUGCGGCUGUGGCGUCUGACCCAGAUCUCCUGGACUGCUUUGCUCGCAACAUGGAGAUGCCGGGUGUGAGCCCCGAGGUGCUGGCGGUGGCCACCAGCGCCUUCCGCCGCUCCUUUAGAGAGCUGGACUCCCGGAUUUGCACGGAGGGGGAAGCGCGGGGGCUGCCGCACGACGGCACCACUGCGCUGGUGAGCGUCCAGGUGGGCCCCAAGCUCUACACCGCCAACGCGGGGGACUGCCGGGCGGUGCUGUGUCGCGGCGGCCGGGCGGUGAGACUGUCCCGCGACCACAAGCCGGAGCUGCCGGAGGAGCGCACCCGCAUCGAGGCGGCGGGGGGCCGGGUGGCCAACAUGCGGGGUACGUGGCGGGUGGUGCUGCCGCUGGCGGACGGUUGCACAGCCAAGGUCUGCUCCGUGUCCAGGGGUUUUGGCGACCGGGACUUCAAGGCCGCCUCGCGCAUCUCUUCCCAGCCCGAUGUGGCAGCGCUGGUGCUGGCGCCACAGCUGGACACGUUCGCCAUUCACGCCAGCGACGGGCUGUGGGGCGUGGUGGGAGAUCAGGAGGCGGUGGACCUGGCGACGGAGGUGAUUGACAAGUUUACGGGCAUGACUUCCUUCAACACGCAGCAUGCUGCCGCCGCCAAGGCCUCUGCGCAGGAGCUUGUCAAACUGGCGCGAGACAGGGGGUCGAUGGACGACAUUACCGUGGUCGUGACGCUGUACGACUGGAAUUGA
Volvox carteri f. nagariensis is the source of this 945-nucleotide messenger RNA. RefSeq lists its product as uncharacterized. Gene Ontology annotation, biological process: protein dephosphorylation. The annotation marks the transcript as partial. NCBI's taxonomy places the organism in Eukaryota, Viridiplantae, Chlorophyta, Chlorophyceae, Chlamydomonadales, Volvocaceae. The record is from RefSeq and is a predicted model, not a curated record. Gene Ontology annotation, cellular component: nucleus; cytosol. The transcript is spliced from 5 exons. Gene Ontology annotation, molecular function: protein serine/threonine phosphatase activity.